ACGACGGGAAGGCCUCUGCAGGUAGGUAACCUGGCCUGCAGUGGCAGCUAUGCUACAGGAAAAUUAGUUGGCGAUGAUGGCUCUGAUAUCGAAGAGUUGCAGAAGGCCACUCAAGCCAUCAAGAAACUUGGCCUCAGUGGAGCAAUUUCCAUAACCUCCACUCAAGGCCAAAAAAGAAGGCGUCAGACUACUGCGUCUGACGAGGAGGAGGAUCUAAUUGCGGGAUCCUCGAAAUCUGAAGAAGUAUGUUCAAAGACGUCGGUUCGUUUGUUGGAACCGGGUCGGCUGGCGGAAAAGGCCAGAAAYUUGAUCUCCGCCGCAGAUGAAGAAAGGAGGAGAUCCAAAAAUAUAAAGGGAGAGGUGUCUGGGCGCAUGAAAGGUAGCCUCAUGGGUGCCUUGAGCCUAGUCRCAGAAAUGGAGAGACGCCUUAUUCAGAGGGACGAGAUCCUCUCUGAGAGCGAGGCAAUAAAAUCCCUAAGGAGAGAGCUGAAGGAGCUGGAAGCUCGCCAUGAAGCAGCUCUUGAGAAAAUUAAAACAUUAGAGCAGAGCCAGAGGGCCAAAAAAUGUACUUUGCCCCCACCCCCCUCCACUGAUAGCAACAUGGACAAAGUCCUGGCAGAGGUGCGAGCUCUUGCCAGAUCGGUGGCAGAGUUGCAGCGUUCGAAGAAGGACUUGUCGGCUCCUGCUGCGGCUGUAUCUGCGGCUCCGGCUGCAAUAAAAUUUAAUUUUGGGACUAAGACGGGUGGUGUAUCUGGGCUGGGAGCGGGUGCUACUCCACGCCCGGUGCUUUUUACACCACAAACCAGUGGGGUGCCAAGACCGACCGACGGCACCCACCGAAUUAAGCCCAGGGCUAUGCCGGAACCUGCGUCUAAAAAAGACGAGAGUUUCGCGGUAGUACUGGGAAAGAAAAAGCGCAGGGCUAUGGCGAAACUUGCCAAACCUGCGCCUUGCCAGGGCACUGUCCCCACCGCUGAAGAAAUCCCUUCAAAAGGGAAGAAACAAAAUGCUAUAGGAGUUAAAAAUACUUCUUCUAAAAAACAAAACAAGACUAAACGUGACAGGGGAGUGGAGCGGUCUGCGGCUAUCUCCCUCACGUGCCCGGGGGAACUUUCGUACCGGGACGCCGUACUCCGAGCAACGGAGAAGAUUAACCUCAAAGAGCUCGGGGUUACGGACAUGAGGUACAGAAGAGGCCUUACAGGCUCCCUGAUCUGGCAAAUCCGAGGUUCCAAUGCCAAUAAAAAGGCUGAUAGCGUUGCUGAGGCCCUUAAGGGAAUCCUCCCRGAGGCCAAAGUUGCAAGGCCUCAGAAAAUGAUCGACGUGCGGCUCAUUGGCCUGGAUGUUGCCGCUACAAGCACGUCGAUUAGGUGCUCUUUAAUGGAGACCAAAUCGGGAAUAGACCCGAACUCCAUAAAGGUUGGGGAGAUACGCGCGGGCCGUGGGAGAGCGGGAGAAGUAACCGUCUCUGUUCCUGCUGCCAUGGCUUACGCAGCCCUAAAAAAAGGGAAAAUUGUGGUCGGGCUCUCGACCGUUAGAGUCAAAGAGCUCAAACAAAGACCACUAAAAUGCUACAGGUGCUGGGCCAGAGGACACGUAGUGGCCUGUUGCCCGUCAACGACCGACAGGGUUGGCCUGUGUUUCAUGUGUGGCAAGCCGGGGCACAAGGCCAAGGAUUGCACCGAGAAGAAACCCUGUUGCCCGGUUUGCUCGUCUGCGGGGCGCCCUCAGACAAAUCACCGGGCUGGAUCCUGGGACUGCCCAAUUGUCCCUCCCAAGAGGGAGGGGAAGGCAGUGCCCUCUCCGGAAAUGAGGGCAUCCGUUGUUAAUGAUACAACGAAUAAUUCAACCGCCGCGUUGGAGGAAGUUGAGAUGGAGGUCAUCGCCUCCGACACUGGCGGUAUUGAUGAAGUCAACGGAUCCAAAGAGGAUUCAGAUGAUCAAACAACUGCAGGCGAUAAUCCUGACAAUAAUUAA
This is a messenger RNA of Polistes dominula (European paper wasp), 1977 nucleotides long. RefSeq lists its product as uncharacterized. Lineage: Eukaryota; Metazoa; Arthropoda; Insecta; Hymenoptera; Vespidae. The record is from RefSeq and is a predicted model, not a curated record.